This is a messenger RNA of Nezara viridula (southern green stink bug), 317 nucleotides long. The record is from the annotation of a GenBank genome assembly. NCBI's taxonomy places the organism in Eukaryota, Metazoa, Arthropoda, Insecta, Hemiptera, Pentatomidae.
AUGAUUAUCACGGAAGACACCAUAAAUUUAUUCACUUUUGCAGAACUUUUAACUUAUGGCGAAGUACAGAGAAACGGUGCUGCUGCUGUUAGAAAAUAUCGAGAAAAAAUUUCUAACUGAAGAAUACCAAAUCGUAAAACGUUUGAGGCCAUUGAAAGACGCCUUUGGGAUAAUGGCACGCUGAAACCGAUACGAGUAAAUGCCGAAGAUAUUCCGCUUGGUAUUAGGCGAAGGCUAUGGUUUAUGCCUGACGGUGCUCCAGCUCCCUUUUCUAAUAGUGUCACUGAUUAUUUAAAUGCAACUUACGGAGACCGAUG